Molecule: messenger RNA, 2022 nt
Organism: Komagataella phaffii GS115
Lineage: Eukaryota; Fungi; Ascomycota; Pichiomycetes; Pichiales; Pichiaceae
Exons: 1
Coding region: 1-2022 (673 amino acids)
Source: RefSeq, a predicted model, not a curated record
AUGCUUAAGAAAUACAGCAACUACUCCCAGGAAGUCCCAGAUAUACCUCUUAAGCAGAAUGAGGAUCAAGCUUCUGACUUGGCUCCCCCAUCACUUGACAGAACUGUUGAGUUGACGUCUCUCUUUCUAGGACUGAGAAAGUCACUUCUUUUGGAUAGUCACAUUGAACCGGCAUCAACGAUGCCCAAAAAGGUCCCUAUGACCUGUGUUAAGGAAGGUGGCAGGAACUCGCUGGAUAUGGAGUCUAAUUCUGCCUAUUCGAAAGAGGACCUCAACCAACUGGCGAAAAGUUUGAACUUUGGUAUUAAUAGAGAGUCCUAUGAAUAUAAUCAAGACACUGCUGGACAGAUUAACUUGAGAAGCUUUUCACCCCAAAUCCUUGAAAGGGCAAAACGAGUGAAGCUAAUGUUUUCCCUUUUUUACUGGAAUUUGGAAAGAAGUCUAGAGAUACACAUGCCAUUGGAAGACAAUCCCAACAAAUCUCAAUUGCCAGGUAUUGAUGGUGUUUUUAACCCUCUUCAAACGAUAAGGAACCGAUCCAUCAGGCGAAAGCAGCAUUAUAAGAUUCAGGACCUGGGAUUCAAAGCAUUACCUCUUCCAAGUCAAGCAUUCAGUAGAAAGGGAAAGAAGCACAAGUCUGGAAACAAAUCUACGAGGUAUUUCAAGUGGGAAAUUCCGUUGAAAGAACUAAUUAUUGAUAUGAAUUGGAAGCUAGAGAAUUGGCAUUUGCUGAUAGACCCAUCGGGAGAGCUUUGGUUUGAACACUCAGAGCUCCCCGAUGGUCGUCUGCAUCAUCGUCUUCAUUACAAAAGACCUCAUCUUAGAAAUCAUAAACGAUACAAAAAGUUAUUUGAAGAUUACAAAGAAGAUUUGGACGAUGACUUAGCAGACCCUUUUAAUUUGUCGUUGGACAAAGUCCAUACAAAUGGAUCUGUGUCUAUGUUGACCACUGGUUCCUACGAUGAUGGUGACUCCAUUAGAACAACCAGAACCAAUGAUGAACUGAAGAAAAAAACUUCGGAACUUGAAAAAUCUGCUAGCGACACUGCUUCCUCUUAUAUGCCUUCAAGGCUGGCUAAAAUGCCUGGACGAUUCUUCAAAAAGAAACAGCAACCAAACGUCGCCGUCGCCAACGCUACUAAUCCCGACACCAGUCCAAGUUUUGAUUCAGAAUCUACCCAUCAACCAGAGCCCUAUUAUGCAGAGCUACCUAAAGUUGUCAUCGAAGAGGCAAGUAUAGGAGAUGAGGCUCCUAGGAGUGACUUUGGUAGCUAUAGUUGGAAUCGUACGAAGUUUGAACCUCUAAAAGUUGGUUCAGAAGAAGAUCUUCAGACCUCCUCAAGUACUUCCAUGAUCGAAAGACACUUUACCAACGUAGAUGAAAAGAAAGACUCCACAGUGUCUCUGGAACAGCAUUUCAGUUCGGAUUCCUUACCCAGACGAACUUCCCUGGUAGAUGACCAAGAAGAACAGAUUUUGAAAACUUGCUACCAACGACUUCGAAAAAUGGACAUCCUUAUUGUUCUUGGUGAAGUCCAUAUGUCGCACAAAGCUUCAAGCCUGACCCAGUUCAUUCAAACGAGGGCAGAUCAACUCCAGGAAAAAACGGUAAACUUGAACACUAGUUUCAGCCGUCUGGAAAAUGUCGAAUUGAAAGAAUACGAUGACAGGUUUCAUCCCAUUUACCAAAAGGCCAUAGAAUACAGAAACUUCGUAGAUAACGAUUACUUCAACAAACUUGAUCAAAUGAUGGCAUUAUCAGACAGAAUGAUCGGAGAAAUCAACACUAGUGUCACACUUGAUAUUAGAAAGCUCAACGAUAGGAUAGACAAGUUAAAUCAAUCAACUUCUCUCAUGGCAACCAAGAGCCGCUUUGAUUUGAGAAAGAUUGGUUACAAGCUACUAGAAAACCUUAUCGUUCUCCUCUUUUGGCUCAUUUGGGUCAUAGUGUCAGCCUAUAGAAUUGUCAAGAUAGUUCUUAUCAUGGGAAUUCGUUUCAUUAGCUGGGUACUUUCUGAUUAG